AUGAAACCUACGAACUUAGAAAUAGUUUCAAAAGAAAUUCAAAUUUCUCAAAAAUUAAAAUUUAAAAAAAUAGAUGAGAAGGCACGUAAGUUUAAAACUACAAAUAUAGCAUUACCUAUAUUAACUGAUAUUAAUGAUGAUAUUGAAUAUAAUACACCUAAUGUAUCAGAGGAUGAAUUAUCUGAUAAGAAAAAUAAUGAUGAUAAAAAUGCUAAAUGGAAAUUUCAAGAUAUUUUUAUUGAAAAUUUAGGAAUACCUGACUAUUUGGCGAAUUUUAUUAAUAGUAAUAGUUAG
Molecule: messenger RNA, 294 nt
Organism: Funneliformis mosseae
Lineage: Eukaryota; Fungi; Glomeromycota; Glomeromycetes; Glomerales; Glomeraceae
Source: the annotation of a GenBank genome assembly